GUGAUUUUGCUUUGCCUAAUGCUGUCUGCCAUAAGUGGGAGCGAGAAACUUGCAGCUAAUUUAGUUAUGGAACUGCUACUAACCUGAAUAUUUUCUCCGAAGCUUAUUUACGACGUUUCUCGUUGUCUAUGCAAUAGAUACGCAUCCUGAGCGAUACAUACGGUUUUAAGCUUUCUGUGACAAAUGUGUAGUAAAAAUGAAGGAAAACGCUGUACUUAAGUGGCAAAAAGUGUACAAUCCCAGCGGCCCCCAACCACGACCCCGCCAUGGUCAUCGUGCGGUUGCUAUUAAAGAUUUGAUGAUUGUAUUCGGCGGCGGAAAUGAAGGGAUUGUUCAUGAGCUUCAUGUCUUCAACACCUCAACAAAUCAAUGGUUCGUUCCCGUCACCAAGGGAGAAGUGCCCCCCGGCUGUGCUGCCUACGGUUUCGUCGUAGAUGGGACCCGUCUUCUGGUUUUUGGCGGUAUGGUUGAGUACGGCAAGUAUUCCAAUGACCUGUACGAACUUCAAGCUUCCAGGUGGGAAUGGAAACGUCUCAAGCCCCUUCCUCCUAAACAAGGACUGCCGCCAUGCCCCAGGCUCGGUCAUAGCUUUACUUUAUUGAAUGGUAAAGUUUACUUAUUUGGUGGAUUGGCAAAUGAAAGUGAUGAUCCUAAAAAUAAUAUUCCAAGGUAUUUAAAUGAUUUGUAUACUCUUGAAUUGUAUCCGAGUUCGUCGAUGACGGUUUGGGAUAUACCAUUAACUUACUGUCAAUCACCACCACCCCGAGAGUCACACAGCGGUGUUGCCUACACUGACAAGAAUACAGGAAAGUCCUCAUUAAUAAUCUAUGGGGGAAUGAGUGGUUCACGACUGGGAGAUUUGUGGGUUCUUGAUGUUGACAGCAUGUCUUGGUCUCGGCCCGAGUUAGGUGGUCCAGCACCAUUGCCCCGUUCACUUCAUACUGCUACAGUCAUUGGACAUCAUAUGUAUGUAUAUGGAGGUUGGGUGCCACUCGUCUCUGAUGAAUCAAAACUUGCCACCCAUGAAAAGGAAUGGAAAUGUACAAAUACACUCGCUUCCCUUAAUCUUGAAACUAUGACAUGGGACAAUAUUGCCCUGGAUAAGUUUGAGGAAUGUGUUCCUCGGGCACGAGCCGGGCACAGUGCUGUGGCCAUACAGACAAGGCUCUACAUAUGGUCUGGUAGGGAUGGAUAUAGAAAAACUUGGAACAAUCAAAUUUGCUGCAAGGACUUGUGGUAUCUGGAAGUGGGUGUGCCUCCGCAAGCAGGCAGGGUAGCUCUUGUGCGUGCUGGAACUACUUCACUUGAACUCUGCUGGCCUGGUAUGAGCACUGUCACCACCUAUCUUCUUCAAGUACAAAAAUGUGGCAAAGUGACACCGGCUCGAUUCCCCGCUGCAGCAGAACCGGUAUCUGCUCCUCCUCCUGCCUCUCCU
Molecule: messenger RNA, 1435 nt
Organism: Papilio polytes (common Mormon)
Lineage: Eukaryota; Metazoa; Arthropoda; Insecta; Lepidoptera; Papilionidae
Gene: Hcf
Product: host cell factor 1-like
Exons: 1
Biological process (GO): chromatin remodeling; regulation of DNA-templated transcription
Cellular component (GO): histone methyltransferase complex
Molecular function (GO): protein binding; transcription coactivator activity
Source: RefSeq, a predicted model, not a curated record